UCCGCCCUCGGGCUAGCACAGCCUCACGCGAGCACAGCCGCCCGCGCACCCUGGCUUGGGGUCCCGCGUCCUGCCGCUCCCCGGGGUGCUCAGCAUCCCCGGCUGCAGAGGAUCGCCCCACGGUGCCGGUGCCUGGAGCAGGGAAGAAAGUUGUAAAGUGCCGCGAGGAGUUGGGCGGUCCGAGGAGGGGAGGCGGAAGAGGAGGACUCGGCUGAGUUCCCGGGGCGAUCGUGGGGUCCCCCGGCGCCUGUCCCGCAGCUCACCAAGGCAGCUGGACGUCAGCUCUCCGGUCCCGGGUAGGCGCUAGAGACUCGACUGGAGGCCAGGAGGAACUUAUCCAGCGAGCUGUCGCCUCGGGCCUUAUUGUCUGCAGCAACUCUCCGGAAUCUGGAGGGGGAGGACUGCACCGCGCGCCUACUGGGAUUUGUCCAGAGUUCCGGUGGCAGCUGUGACGGCCGCAGAGACUCCCUUUGUCCUCCCAGGACCUCCCUCUCUCUCGUUCUCGGUGGCAGCUGUCGGGUGGCGCUGAGCUUGGAGCGGGCUUCCCAGCCCCUUCUCAGCCUCCGACCCCCGGGUGAGCCCCUGGUGACUCCGCCUCUUCACAUCUCUGCUCUGCCGAGCCCAGAGCCCCAGGGGCUGUGAGCCAGAGGGAACCGCCGGGCCCCGGCCCCAGGAUGGUGGCGGGUCGGUCCCGGGCGCGCAGCCCUGGGAGCUGGCUGUUGCCUGGCCUGUGGCUGCUGGCUGUGGGCGGUCCGGGGAUGUUGCUGCGCGCCCAGGAGCAGCCCUCUUGCAAAAAAGCCUUCGAUCUGUACUUCGUCCUGGACAAGUCUGGGAGUGUGGCAAAUAACUGGAUUGAAAUCUAUAAUUUUGUCCACCAGCUUACAGAACGAUUUGUGAGCCCUGAAAUGAGAUUGUCCUUCAUUGUGUUUUCUUCUCAAGCAACCAUUAUUUUGCCAUUAACUGGAGACAGAUACAAAAUUGGUAGAGGACUGGAGGACUUAAAGGCGGUCAAGCCAGUUGGAGAGACAUACAUCCAUGAAGGACUAAAGCUUGCAAAUGAACAAAUUCAAAAUGCAGGAGGCUUGAAAACCUCCAGUAUCAUAAUUGCCUUGACGGAUGGUAAGCUGGAUGGUUUGGUACCGUCCUACGCAGAAAAGGAGGCAAAGAAGUCCAGGUCACUUGGUGCUAGUGUUUACUGUGUUGGAGUCCUCGAUUUUGAACAAGCUCAGCUGGAAAGAAUUGCUGAUUCCAAGGACCAGGUUUUCCCUGUCAAAGGUGGAUUCCAGGCUCUUAAAGGGAUCAUCAAUUCUAUACUAGCUCAAUCAUGUACUGAAAUUCUGGAAUUGAGUCCUUCCAGUGUCUGUGUUGGGGAGGAAUUUCAAGUUGUUCUGAGCGGAAGAGCAGUCACAUCAAACAGUCAUGAUGGCAGUGUCCUCUGUACGUUCACUGUGAACAACACUUACUUAAAGAGUGAAAAGCCAGUCCUUGUUCAGCACAGUUCCAUACUUUGUCCUGCACCUGUCCUCAACAAAGCUGGAGAAACUCUUGAAGUUUCAAUCAGCUUUAAUGAUGGGAAGUCUGCCGUCUCAAGAUCCUUAACUGUCACAGCUACAGAAUGUUCUAAUGGGAUUGCAGCCAUCAUAGCUGUUUUGGUGUUAUUGCUGCUCUUGGGCGUGGCCUUGAUGUGGUGGUUUUGGCCCCUCUGCUGUAAAGUGGUUAUCAAGGAUCCUCCCCCACCACCUCCUGCACCAAAGGAGGAAGAGGAAGAAGAACCUUUGCCCAACAAGAAAUGGCCGACUGUGGAUGCUUCCUAUUAUGGUGGUCGAGGAGUUGGAGGAAUUAAAAGAAUGGAGGUCCGCUGGGGAGAUAAAGGAUCUACGGAGGAAGGGGCAAGGCUAGAAAAAGCCAAAAAUGCUGUGGUGAUGAUCCCGGAAGAAGAGAUACCCAUGCCAUCGAGACCACCUCGACCCAAACCCACAUACCAGGCCCCUCAGACAAAGUGGUACACGCCAAUUAAGGGUCGUCUGGAUGCACUCUGGGCUUUGAUCUUGAAGCAAUAUGACCGGGUGUCCUUGAUGAGACCCCAGGAAGGAGAUGAGGGUCGGUGCAUAAACUUUUCCCGAGUUCCACAUCAAUAAAAUGAGAGCACAAAGAAUGAGAAGAUAAGGAGACAGCACAUCUUCAUGAUGCUGACUUCCAACAGAAUGGACGGUCCAGUGCAUCUCGGAAGUUCUUGGGACAACAGCCCAGUUCCUCCUGUUGGGAAAUGUUUUCUCUCCUGCUUUCUGUGCACCAAACAUUUUCAAAUACUUGCUCUGCCAUCUACAUGAGAGGUGAUGAAACUCGGCGGCGAUAACUCAUGAUUUAUGACACUGAAAAUACAGAGGAAUGUUAAUUUGCAUGCUACGGUUUCUGCAAAGCUUAUUUGAAUAUGUAGGAGGACAAAGCAGACACAGCUAUGAUGUAAAGAUGAUACCAAAGCAAAGACUGGAGACCCACCAGCCAUGCGGUUUUUGUAAUGGUGACUGGUGCUUUUGACAUGGAGGCAUGGCGCUUGUGCUUUUGUUCGGCAAGAUCUUUAGCUGCAUGCAGAUCAUGAAAUUUCCUACCAGGCUAAACAGAUAAUGGAGUCCACUGCCUUGUAGCUAUGUCAGAUAACAAAAGCCUUCUCAGUCCUCUAUGACUUUGUGCCUUACAGGAAUUUUCUGACUAGAAAAUCUUGUCACUGUUACAACUGAAAGUGUACACGCAUGACAAAAUGUGGACAAGACGCCCCAAGGUACUGGAUGCAAGCAGGAUUUUGCCCUUUAGUUUUCCAAGACACCUUUCUUUCAUUAUGCACUCGGGACGAGAGAAUUAAUAGAGCGUUAAUUCAACAGGAAGACCGCCUCCAACCAAAGACCUGGAGCGCAGCAUAAGGACUCAUGAUUUGAGACCUUGUCUCCUGACUGGUAGAUUCUCCUUUCUCAGUGUUUAGGAUUUAGCAGUGCGUAAAGCAUUAGUAUCUGUAAACACACCUACGUGUUUGUUUGGCUUUUAAUUUAAGGAAGCAGUAACCACCAAGCUUCUGCUCAGGGUUUUUUUCUUCUUUCAAGUCUCCAAGGGCUCCUCAGCGUCACAAGCCAGCAACUCUCUUUGCAUGAAAAUUUCAAAGUUUAAUUAAUAUAAUUAAAGGCAACAGCAAGCAGCAGCCUGUGAAGACUUUGCUCAUCUUUUUUAUGCCUUUUGACAUUGAAUGACCUAUCACUGUAUGCAUGUUACUUGGAUAUUGAGAAGCACCACACCUUGGAUGUGAUUCAGCCCAGGAAAAAAGAUCUCCUUUCUUUAGUUUAUAAAUUAAAAUCAGGAGGGGCGCCAUCAGAAAGCAUUGACAAUCUAUGUACUAUAUAAAUUUUUAGAAAUAUCACCAUCGUGUCACAUCAACGAUGCCAAAUUAUGUUAGCGUGAGCAGAAACACGGUGGGGGAGGACAGCGGCAGCAGCUGAAGGAAAUAGCUCAGAUGAUCUAGUCACUUUUGAUACUGUACUUCAGAUGCGAAAUGGAUAUUCGACUGGAAACCUGACAAAGUGCGCCUGCUUUGAUGUGAACUGGUAUAGACAAUGACCAGUGGCUGGGUCAGUGGGAUGUCUCUCUGCGAGCACAAAGGCUUAUCAAAUGACACUAAAAAUAAGUUCAACAACCAUCACUUUGGAAGGGAGAAGGCGAACAUUUCAUGUUUGGCGGGCAUGUGAGUGCACAAGAUGGAAAAAUCGAUUUGGAGCAUCCUGGUAUAAUUACCCACAUUGUGCUCUUUAUGGACAUUUCAAAGGGCUUGCAGUGAUACUUUUGGUUGGUGUCCAAGUUUGUGGCACUGCUCCAAGAAGCCUUACGCACACACACAAAUAUACAAAUGCACAUACAUAUUCUCUAGCUUGAAUCUUUUUGCUCAAACUUAUUUAUGUCACUGACUGGCUGGAUCCAAAGUCACACCUCCACAUAUUAAUGAAUAAAAUUUUUACCU
Messenger RNA from Onychomys torridus (southern grasshopper mouse), 4000 nucleotides. RefSeq names its product ANTXR cell adhesion molecule 2 (gene Antxr2). Gene Ontology annotation, cellular component: membrane. The record is from RefSeq and is a predicted model, not a curated record. Lineage: Eukaryota; Metazoa; Chordata; Mammalia; Rodentia; Cricetidae. The transcript is spliced from 17 exons. Bases 675 to 2138 code for a protein of 487 amino acids. Gene Ontology annotation, molecular function: signaling receptor activity.